Messenger RNA from Alternaria atra, 600 nucleotides. RefSeq lists its product as uncharacterized. NCBI's taxonomy places the organism in Eukaryota, Fungi, Ascomycota, Dothideomycetes, Pleosporales, Pleosporaceae. The transcript is spliced from 4 exons. The record is from RefSeq and is a predicted model, not a curated record. The coding region runs from base 1 to 600 and encodes 199 amino acids.
AUGAAGUUCUCCGCAAUCACUUCUGCUCUGCUCGUUGCAGGUGCUUCUGCUGCCGCCGUCCCUGCGAAACUGCAAGCUCGCCAGGACAGCGGCUCCUACAAUAUACCGGGGCUUGGUGCUCGCAAGCAGCAGGUCACCGCUGCCGGCGCCAACUCGUUCGAUCUUGCCAUCGCCAUGCUGGAAACUGACAACAUGGACACCAACGUAAGCACCCACCCCUCCAGCACCGGACUUUACGUAUACGGCGACAACAAGGUUGACGAUGCUGCCAACUUUGGUAUCUUCAAGCAGAACUGGGGCAUGCUGCGCGUGUGCUGCGACAGCUUCAAGGGACAGCCUCUAUCCGACUGGAACAACGGAGCGCUUCUGAACUCCGACCUUGAGGCCGACGUCCAUUGCUUGAAGCAGUGCCAAUCGCACUACGGACUCCGCACGUGGCUCGCCGGUCACCGCUGGGGCGAGACUGGUUUCAAUGACCCCAACACCGAAGACAUCAACAACUACAUCAGUGGCGUCGAGCACAUUGAGCAGCAGCUCCUGACUCAGCCUGAUGCCAUGACCAACGAUAACAGGUACUACAUCUACGUUGUGCCCGUCUAA